AAAAAAAAUAACUAGAAAAAAAGUAAAACGUCGUUCAAAUUACGCGCAACGCGCGCGCUUAUAAAAAUAUUGCCAAUUUGAGCAACAAUUUAGAUUACUGCUAAUUUAAAAUGGUAAAAACACAGUAAGAAACUAUGCCUCGAGUAAAGCUUGACUAUAUCGUCAGCUUUAGCAGCGAAGAUCCAGAUAACCCGGCGAGCAACCUGUUGAAUUGGGAAGUAAGCAAAAAACGUUGGUUGUGCUCCAAGGGAGAACCUUCCUGCUCUGUAGUUUUGCAGCUCGCAAAAGCAGUUAAGAUUUCAGAAAUACACAUUGGUGCCCAUAAUGUUGCUUUUGUGGAAGUCCUCGCAGGAAGAUCUGAGAAGCCAAAUGAAUCAUUUCAGGUGAUAGUGGCGAGCAGUAUAUUCCUGUCUCCGUCGGAAUCCCGUGGAGCGGGCGACGGGAGCUCAGGAUUAGAGCGCGUGCGAUCAUUUCCGUCAUCCCAGCUGCAGCCCGGUGCUGCGGCCCAGCGCUGGGACCGCGUGCGGGUGCUGUGCUCGCAGCCAUACAAUAAGCACUGCAAGUACGGGCUGAGUUUCGUUCAGAUAUAUGAACCGGAAGGGGCAGAUUCAUCGUCCCACCGGCCCACGUUAGUGUUGCCCACCAUCACUGGUGACGAUGAUGAUGAAGACGAUGACUUCAAACCUGGGGAGCUGUUUGCCGCACACAACACUUCCAUUACCACUGACACAGGAUCCCAAAUAAGACACGCCACGUCUCAAGCCCUAAAAAACAUAUCGAAUUCCGCCACCAAAUUAGUAAAAACUCCCAUCACCAAGAACAAACGUUCGGAACACGCGAAUGAAGAAUGUUCCACAGACAGACGGAGAUCCAGCCUCAUGUAUACGGACGACGAUGAAAAACCACAUGCCAAAAUAGACCAUAUUGUUGACGAGAAAUGCAAACAGGAGCCUAGUAGCAGCAAGAAAGCCAAACAAUCCGAUACAAAGAAAAAUGCUUCUAGUAAAAAUGUGACAACAGAAGACAGUGAUAAGAGGAAAGAAAAACCAAGCGAUAGUGAAACAGGAAAGGACGAAAGACUUGUUGGAAACGGGAGCGAUAAACAUACCAGUAAAUAUAUUAAAAAGGAAUAUACCCGAAGUGGUAAAAGUCAAGAUGAAGAAACUGACAGCUCUAGGAAAUUGAAGCACGUAAAGAAAACGGAUAAUGGUAGAGAUAGCAGGUUCGAUAAAGGAUCACCAACGCCCAGUCGCGAUGAGAAGCGGAAGUACACAAACAAUGAUCAGCCGUCGACGAGUCGGGUUAAUGAGAGUUUCAAUACGAAGAAACGAUCAAGGGAAAAGCCUGCGAAAGAGUUGGGUUCGGUGCUGGCAGGCGUGGAACUCACUAUGAGUGGAUACUUGAACCCGGAGCGAGGAGAACUGAGGGAGCUAGCUCUCAGGAUGGGGGCUAAAGUUCAUCGCGACUGGGGACCCAGCUGCAAUCUGCUCAUUUGUGCCUUCGCCGACACUCCUAAACUUCGUACGGCGCGUUCGGAGCGCGGGGACAGUUUGCGAGCCGUGAGGGGGGGGUGGCUGAGGGAGGCUGCCAGGAUCUGUAUGCAGCCGCCCUGGAGGAGAUAUGCCGCCGAUCCCAAAGAUAACCAUCCCUCCAGCGAUAGUCCCGUAAGGCGAGCUAGUUGUGAUGAAUCCUCAGACACGGACGACGAAAUUGAAAGAGUAUUGCGCGCGCAGAAGAAACCGAGACUACAACACGCACCAUCACCCUCCCCUCCACCCGGAGAUGAUGAUGAUGAUGAUAAAACUGACCACGACGACCAAGAUUCGUCGCGAUUGGAGAGUAUAGAGGCGGCGAAGUCCCUCCCGGCGAUGUUCUCGGAGCUGUCGUUCGUAAUCCGAGCUCGGCAGCCUCUGAACACUUUGUGUGACAGAUAUAUACGAGCUUAUGGUGGACUUGUGAAACAGGAGGAGCAUUUGGACGGUUCCAGCACCGUGGACUACGUAUUGAGUGAAGAUUUAAAUACUGUAGUUCCUAAAAGCUGGCGAUGCGCUGUAGUGUCGCCCGAGUGGCUGUGGAGUUGCCAUAAACACCAAGCAUUGUUACCCCCCUGACUUCCAUCGAUUAAUUUUUCAAAAUGUUGUUAAAAUGAUGAAUAAAAUAAAAUUAUUAUUUUUGUAAUAAUGAAUGACAGUGUCGUAUGCUGAUAUCAAAGUUUUUUGUUUUGCGUUUGACGUUGACUAUUAUCUAUCACCAAUAAAUUGUUGAAAUAAA
Molecule: messenger RNA, 2271 nt
Organism: Chilo suppressalis (striped riceborer)
Lineage: Eukaryota; Metazoa; Arthropoda; Insecta; Lepidoptera; Crambidae
Source: the annotation of a GenBank genome assembly